This is a messenger RNA of Penaeus monodon (black tiger shrimp), 441 nucleotides long. Its product is annotated as cuticle protein 18.6-like. The transcript is spliced from 3 exons. The record is from RefSeq and is a predicted model, not a curated record. The coding region runs from base 1 to 441 and encodes 146 amino acids. Lineage: Eukaryota; Metazoa; Arthropoda; Malacostraca; Decapoda; Penaeidae. Gene Ontology annotation, cellular component: extracellular matrix.
AUGUCCCAGGUUAUUGCCCUGGCGUCCUUGCUGGUAGUCGCAAGUGCAAAGCCAGACCUUUCUCAAAGCUAUCAGGCUCCAGGAUCUUCCUUUGGUGGUUCUGCAGGAGCCGCCAGUUUCCUCCGACCUGCUGCAAGGCCUGCCAUCAACUUUGGGGGUGCUUCUCCUGCUGGAAUUUUAACUGUAAGUCGUCCCCAGUAUAGUUUUAACUAUGCCGUCAACGAUGCCUUUGGUAACGAUUUCGGCCACCAAGAGGGGCGCGACGGAUACAACACUCAGGGAUCCUACUACGUGCAGCUUCCCGACGGUCGUCUGCAAAGAGUCGCGUACGCUGUCAACGGCAACCAAGGAUACGUGGCCCAGGUGACAUACGAGGGUGUGGCUCAGUACCCUGCCUUUCAGCCGUCUGCCUCCUACUCACCCGCACCUUCUUAUGGUUAA